Messenger RNA from Thermochaetoides thermophila DSM 1495, 1851 nucleotides. RefSeq lists its product as uncharacterized. The coding region runs from base 1 to 1851 and encodes 616 amino acids. NCBI's taxonomy places the organism in Eukaryota, Fungi, Ascomycota, Sordariomycetes, Sordariales, Chaetomiaceae. The transcript is spliced from 3 exons. The record is from RefSeq and is a predicted model, not a curated record.
AUGGGCGCCCAAACGGAGAUUAUUACUAUUAUCAACAACUCGGGGAAGGUCAUCAGCACGGGCAAACAACUCGUCUCCAUCUUCAAAGAAGCCCAGGCCGCUUACCGCGACCGCCGCGAUGCCAUCAAGGCCGAGCGCGGCGUCCAGCGCGCCAAGACCUUUGACGCGAGCAGCCCGCGCGCCCGCAGCAGCGUCGGCGGCUCCAAGGAUGACGAUACCCGCUCGCGCAUGUCGAGGUCCAAGACCUCGCCCGUGGAGCCCCCGCCGCGGGCCCCGUCCCCCGCCCGCACGCUGCUGACCGAGGAGAACCUGCGCGCCCUGACCGAGAUCAACGCCACUUCUCCAAGCAGGGCGGCUUCGGCGGUCGGCGGCCCCGCCCCGUCGACUGCUUCCGCGCGGCAGCUGCGUCGGCAGCAGUUGUUGCAGCGGCGGCGGUCGGAUCCAUCGCUGAAUCGGAAGAAGAGUAUCGACGAUCACCUCGCCUACGGCGACGUGCCCCCCGAUCUGGAGUCCCGCGUCGACCUGGACACCCGCAAGGGGCAUAAUGAAACGGCUGCCUCCGAGGAGGCACAGCUCACGCCGCAAGAGGAAAAAGCGCUUAAUCUCCUCGACAAAAUCGAGGAUUUCCUCGAGGAGGCCCAGUGCAUGCACCAGACGGCGUCCGCGAUGAUUGAUAACCUGCAGAAGAAGCCGGAAGCGGCGGCCGCCGUGGCUCUGACCCUCGCGGAGCUGAGCUCCAUGCUGGGAAAGAUGAGCCCCAGCUUUUUGGCGUUCUUAAAGGGCGGCAGUCCGGCGGUCUUUGCCCUGUUGAGUAGUCCGCAGUUCUUGAUCGGAGCGAGCGUCGCGCUGGGCGUGACGGUGAUCAUGUUCGGGGGGCUGAAGAUUGUGAAGAGGAUCAAGGAGAUCGGGGGGAGGGCGAUGGAGAUGCCUUUUGCGGCCGCUUCUACGCCGGCGGCGACGGCCGCCCCUGCUGAUGGCGUCUCUGCCGGGGUUACUGCAGCUCCCGGACAUGAUCAGAAUCCGGCGGAACCCCCGCCCCCGUACGACGAGGCUGUCGUGCUGAAGGAUAUCGAGGAAGGCCUCUCGCGCAUCGACGCCUGGCGGAGGGGGAUCCCUACGUUCAGCGAGACUGAGCAGGCCGAUCUCGAGGCGAUGGCGCGCGAGGCGGAGGAAGCGAUGCGCGAGCUGCACUUUGAGGGGUGCACUGAUGAGAUUGAUCCGAGCGAUAGCGUGUCGCAGGUGAGCCGGGCGCCGAGGUCGCGUUAUUCUUCUGCUGCGGACAGGCAUCAUCAUAGCGCACGGUCGACGUACAAGAGUUAUAAGAGCAGGAGGGAGAGGAAGCAUCGGGAGGAGGAGGAAAGAGAGAAGGAUAAGAAGAGGAGGGAUAAGGAGAGGGAGAGGGAUGGGCGGAGUGAGGUUAGCGUGCGCAGCUCAUCGCGCAGAGACAAAGAUCGCGAGGAGAAGGAGAGGGAUGGACGAAGCGAAAUCAGCGUGCGCAGCUACCGCUCCUCGCGCGACAAGGAUGCUAGAUCGGAGGUCUCGCACCGCAGCAGUCGGGAGAAGGAGAAGCGCGAAGACUCGAGCUACUACACGACCAGUGCGAAGAGCGAGGUUAGUGUGAGGAGUUUGAGGAGGAAGAGUUAUGACGAUGCGUCGGUUGUGUCGUCGAAGUCGCGGAGGGAGUAUGUCAGUGAGGUGGGCAGUGCCGUGGGGGCGCCGCCGGCGCCGAAGCCAAAGGAGAAGAAGAGGGAGCUGAUUAAGCAGCUGUUCAAGAUGAAAAAGGAGAAGGAAGAGCAGGGGAGGGCUAUGAUGAGCAUGAGCAUGAACAUCGAGCAUAAGCAUGAGAUAUGA